This is a messenger RNA of Zasmidium cellare ATCC 36951, 2268 nucleotides long. RefSeq lists its product as uncharacterized. The record is from RefSeq and is a predicted model, not a curated record. Lineage: Eukaryota; Fungi; Ascomycota; Dothideomycetes; Mycosphaerellales; Mycosphaerellaceae. Gene Ontology annotation, biological process: cell division. The annotation marks the transcript as partial. The transcript is spliced from 3 exons. Gene Ontology annotation, molecular function: protein binding.
GCAUCCCAGCUGCGGCAGCUGAUCUACUACCACCUCGACAAUGACAUGCUCGACAAUGCGAACUUUCUCGCCGGACGUCUCCAUGCUCUCGAGCCACGGAAUGCCGAUGCCCAACAUCUCCUCGCCCUCACCUACCUUCGAUCUCGUCGCCCCAAGGCCGCCUACGACUUCAGCCACAAGAGUGGCGCUAUCGGCAGACACCUGGGCUGUGCCUACGUCUUUGCGCAAGCAUGCUCGGAACUCGACCGCUAUAGUGAAGGCUUGGCUGCGCUGGAAGCAUGCAAGAAACUUUGGGUCGGGAAGAGCGACUGGAACAAGCACUCUGAGACGUCAAGACGGCACACGCCAGAUGCCCCCGCAGUCUUGACACUGCUCGGCAGACUAUACCGUGCGAAUGGAGAACCGCGUAAAGCGGGAGACUGCUUCAUCGAGGCGCACAAGCAGAACGCAUUCGUGUGGGAUGCGUUCGAGGGACUGUGUACGAUUGGGGCAGACCUCAAGGUUGGAAACAUGUUCAGGCAGAUGACGGACAUUCCCGCCUCUUCAGAAUCAGGAUCGGGAGAUACGCAAGUCUAUGUGGACGAGGAUUCGAGGCAACCACUUGGACCCCAGCCCAACUUUGGGGUGCGCCAUCCAACAGCAUCCAUGGACGAUCCCUUCACUUCGUCGAGACCAGAUUCUGCGUUGCAGGAUCCAGAGCCUUUGCCCAAAAUCAAGGGCAAGAUGGCUUUGUCUGAGUGGGACACCCCGACUGUUCAUGGCAGCAUUCUGGAUGACGAUAUCACCAUGGCUGAGAAUCAGGACGAUGUUUUCGCACCAGUGGCGCCCUCUAGGAGAGCACGCCCAGGCCAGCAGCUAGAAGCGUCAGACAGACCACGGUAUGGUCAGAACAGGGGACAGUCAGAAGGACCCGACGAUCCUAUGCAUGCCCCUCGGAAACCCAGUGCUCAAGGACAGAAGAGGACCAUCUCUGGCGCGGCGUCUCAGACGAGCGCCGAUCUAUCUCAACCUCGACGCAGCAAUCGCUUGUUUACUCAAUCGAUAACCACCCGCAUGACUCGUUCGACCGCAGACACCACCGCAUCUGUAGCUGGCAGAGCUGAUAGGACAGCUCGCACAGCGAAAGCAGCGACCGGAACUAAGGGUCGAACGGGUGCUGUUGUGGGACGGGUUGUUAGUGGAAACCGGAAGGUGAUGCCUCCAGAUGAGAAAGAAAAGGAGAAGGAGAAACGCGCCAUGAGUCGCAACAGCGAGCGGACCGAACAGCAGGCCAUGAACAGUCUGCUUGAUAACUUCAGGCAGCUGGCGGUUGGCUCUCAUGCGAUUGCGAAGUUUGAACUGCCAGAAGCCAUUCAAACUUUCCGCUCUCUUCCUUCGGCCCAGCGCGAGACGCCAUGGGUGCUUGCUCAACUUGGCAAGGCCUACUAUGAAGCCGCAGACUACAAGGCCGCUGAAGAGUGCUUCUCGAAGCUCAUGAAGAUGCAGCCAUCGCGUAUCGAAGACAUGGAGAUCUACUCUACCGUUCUUUGGCACAUGAAGAAGGAGUCGACACUCUCGUUCCUCUGUCGUGUCCUACGUGACAACCACUUCGAUGCUCCGGAGACCUGGGUCGCAGUUGGCAAUGCCUUUUCACUCACUCGUGAGCAUGAUUCGGCGAUUUCAGCUUUCAAGCGCGCUACUCAACUUGACGAGAAGUUUGCUUACGCCUACACGCUCAUGGGUCACGAAUACAUGGCCAACGAGGCUUUCGACUCUGGGCUCUUGGCUUUCAGGAAAGCUGUGGCGAUUGAUCGUAGAGGAUACGGGGGGUGGUACGGCUUGGGCAAGUGCUACGAGCGGAUGGGUAAGCUCGAGGACGCCGAGCGCCAUUACCAGAUCGCACAUAAGAUCAACCCUUCCAACAGCACUUUGCUUGUGUGCAUUGGCGUUGUGAUGGAGCGGUUGAGGAACAAGGAUGCUGCUCUGAAGAACUAUGCCCAAGCUUUGGAGCUGGCUCCUCAGAGUGCCCUGGCGCGGUUCAAGAAGGCCAGGGUCCUGAUGCACAUGAAGGAGUAUGACAGUGCGUUCGCGGAGUUGGAGAUUUUGAGGGAUCAGGCACCUGAUGAGGCGAACGUGUGGUUCUUGCUCGGCAAGUGCUGCAAAGGACUCAACGAUAAGGCGGGCGCGCUAAAGGCUUUCACGACUGCCCUCAACCUGGAUGUGAAGGCUGCACCGUUCAUCAAAGAGGCCAUGGAAGCACUUGACGAAGAAGACGAGGAAAGCGAUGAC